CCUCAUAUACGGAGUUGAUAUAUAGUUGAUCUCUACUCCCGCUUGCAAUAUAAUGGAAAACAAUAUCGUACGCCCUCUCGUCAACUUCUCUCCCAGUUUAUGGGGUGAUCGAUUCCAUUCUUUCUCAAUCGACAAUCAGGUUGCUGAAGCAUAUGCAAAAGAGAUUGAAAUUUUGAAGGAACAAAUAAGGGCUACACUGCAGAUUGCUUCAGGAAGCAGUAAUGUGGCGGAGAAAUUAAAAUUCAUCAACCUGCUGGAACGCCUUGGAAUAGCAUAUCACUUUGAGAAAGAGAUUGAUGAUCAACUCCAACAUAUUUAUACCCACCACCCGCACUCGCAUGAUGAUUUGGAAACUGUUGCUCUUCAAUUUCGAUUGCUAAGGCAACAUGGUUACAACAUUUCUACUGAUAUUUUCAGCGACUUUGUUGACAGUAAUGGCAAGUUCAGAGACACCAGUGAUAUGAAGGGUCUGCUGAGCUUGUACGAAGCUUCGUACGUGAGAACACACGGUGAUGAGAUUUUAGAAGGCGUGGUUGCUUUUGCGGCGACUCGUCUCCGAUCUGCAGCACCACUUCUGGAACCCAACAGCACUUUAAAAAAGCUGGUGACGCAUGCCCUAGAUCAGCCAUUGCACACCGGCAUGCCCAGAAUCGAAACGCGCUUUUUCAUUUCGGUGUACCAAGAAGAAGAGGACUCGUCCAGGAACGAUGUGCUGCUGCGCUUUGCCAAAUUGGAUUUCAAUUUGCUGCAGAUGUUGCACAAGCAAGAGCUCAGUGAAAUAUCAAGGUGGUGGAAAGAGUUGGACUUUGCCACAACACUUCCUUAUGCAAGGGAUAGAGCAGUUGAAUGCUAUUUUUGGGCACUGGGAGUAUAUUUUGAGCCUCAGUAUUCUAAGGCUCGUGUCAUGCCUGCCAAAAAUAUUUCGAUUGUUUCGAUUUUAGAUGACACGUACGAUGCUUAUGGUACCUUAGAAGAAUUAGAUGUAUACACAGAUGUCAUACAAAGGUGGGACAUUAGUGAAAUUGAUCGGCUGCCAAACUAUAUGAAAAUUAGCUAUAAAGCUCUGUUAGAACUUUUUGAUGAAGAUGACAAGAAUCUCUCUAAAGAAGGAAGAUCAUAUGCCGUCCAACAUGCAAUGGAAAGAAUGAAGGAACUUGUGAGAUGCUACUUUAUUGAAGCGAAGUGGUUCAUUGGAGGACACCAGCCUUUGUUUGCUGAAUACCUUAGAAAUGCAUUCGUUAGCUGCACUUACUAUUUGCUGGCCACAAUAUCUUGCUAUGGCUUGAAGUCUGCUGAUGACAAAGUAUUUGAUUGGUUAAUGCAAAACCCUAAAAUUCUUGAAGCAAGUGUUACAUUAUGCAGAGUCAUUGACGACAUAGCCACCUUUGAUGUUGAGAAAGAUAGAGGGCAAGUUACAACAGGCAUUGAGUGCUAUAUGAAGGAGUAUGGCGUAUCACAAGAAAAGGCAAUGGAAAAGUUUCAAGAAUUGGCUGAACUUGGCUUGAAGGAUUUGAAUGAAGGACUCAUUAAACCCACACCUGUUUCUGCAGAGAUUUUCUUACGCAUCGUGAAUCUUGCUCGCAUUGUUUUUGUCACAUACCAGCACAACCAAGACGGAUAUACUCAUCCUGAAAAUGUUUUGAAACCUCACAUUAUUGCAUUAGUCGUGGACCCUAUACCACUAUAACUAGUUAAAUCUUAAUCAAACAUGUUGUGUAUUUAAUUUAAUAAAAUGUCCUAUGAGCAAGUCUGGUUGAGUUGUGGUAGGGCAAUU
Ipomoea nil (Japanese morning glory) is the source of this 1774-nucleotide messenger RNA. RefSeq names its product vetispiradiene synthase 3-like. The transcript is spliced from 7 exons. Gene Ontology annotation, molecular function: magnesium ion binding; terpene synthase activity. Bases 53 to 1687 code for a protein of 544 amino acids. Gene Ontology annotation, biological process: diterpenoid biosynthetic process. Lineage: Eukaryota; Viridiplantae; Streptophyta; Magnoliopsida; Solanales; Convolvulaceae. The record is from RefSeq and is a predicted model, not a curated record.